UUAAGUGGAGGAGUGCUGGAGAUUAGCUUGGUCCAGGAUCCUGGGCCCAUCUGUCAGAGAGAUGCUCCGACUGAGAGGAAGUGUUGGGCACAAGCAGGAGAACCAUCUGCUCCUCCAGAGAGGUACCCUGGCACCUGCGUGGACUAUUGGGUGACCAGUUCUACAAGGACGCCAUUGAGCAGUGCCACAGUUACAAUGCUCGCCUGUGUGCUGAACGCAGCGUCCGCCUGCCAUUCCUGGACUCGCAAACCGGCGUGGCCCAAAACAACUGUUACAUCUGGAUGGAACGACAUCACCGCAGCCCCGGGGUCGCAGCCGGGCAGAUGUACACCUACCCCGCCCGCUGCUGGAGGAAGAAAAGACGGCUGCACAACGCCACGGAUACGCGCCUGGGCAUCUACGGUCUCCAGCUCAACAGCGGCCUCAUAGCCAAGGACACCUUGCCCACCCAAGGCACCACGCUGGAGGCGCUGCUGCGAGGAGAGAGUCUGGACAAGAGGAACAACUCCAAGAACGACGAGGAGAGCCUGCUGGAGAUCCAGAGGGUUCUGGAGGCAGACGCAGCAGAAGAUGCUUUCCACGAUGAUGAUGACGACUAUGAGGUGAACACUCCCAAGAAGAGACAUCGGGGCAAAGGAAGAGGUCGGGGUUCAGGCCGCAAGAAGGCCGAUGUGGAUGAAGACAAGCCAUAUGUCUGUGACAACAGAUACAAACAAAAGCAGAACUCCAAAUCUUCGGCUUCAGUCUGUGCGAAGCGCUACAGGAACCGCACGGGGCUAAGCUACCACUACACCCAUUCCCACCUCGCAGAGGAUGGCCGAGCGGGGGAGAGAAGCUCGGUGGCGUCGAAAGCGCCCUCUGCACAGCAGAUGGACAGACACAAGCGUCCGAAGGGUCCAGGUGGGACCAGUAUUCCCAACAACUACUGUCAUAAAUGCCAGGGCUCACUCAAGAAAACGGGUAAAUCUGGGUCUCCCUACUCAACCUGCCAAUGCAAAACUGACCGCACAGACGAGAAGGAGGACGGGACUUUCACUGGAGCGGAGGAGCUGUUCGGCACCACCUCGGAGAGCGACACCUCCACCUUCCACGGCUUCGAGGAAGACGAGCUGGAAGAGCCCGCCGCAAACAGCAACGGAAUAUCCAACCGACAAAGAGAGAGAGCCAUUUAGAUAUGCUGAUGAUUUUUUUUUAAUAUGGAAUAACCUCGAGCAAAAACCUGCUGCUUCUUUUUCAAUGUUUUUUGUUUGCAGAAAGCACAAAGUGAUAAUUUCAGGACAGAAAUGCAAGUGGUAUUUUAACUACUGAACAUUGUUGAAUAAUUUAUGAACACCUUUUUUUUAUAUAAAUAUAUAUAUACACACACACAUAUAUAUAUAUAUAUAACUUUCAAGGCUAUGAACGACUGUCAGUGUUUCUUGACAAGUGACCUGGUCUCUUUGCAUAACAGAAGAUGGAGUGGGAUUUUUGUUCCCGUCACUGGAGCAGAAGCAUACACGUUAUGAACAAAAAACACUGGAUACAUUUUAACAAUUGAAAAUUAGGCAUCAAUGACACAGUACAUUUGGGAGAUGAUUGCAUGUCAUUGCAGAGCCAUACUCGAGCUACUGGGUGUUUCUGAAUCGGUAGUCGGUGUGACUGAAGGUCUCUGCUUCUGCGCUAACCCUGGAUUAAACUUGUACGACAAUGAAGGAACCAAUGAAAGGACUGCCACAGGCCACUGGACAUGUUUGGAGAUGAAGAAGUCUUUAAAUAUAGUUUUUACAGAGAUAGAGGACUAAAUUAAUGGAAGGAGCCCCCAGCACACUGGCAUGUGGCCCAGAGGUGCGGAUGACCAGUGAAGAAAAGGUUUACGCUCUGGAAAAAAAAACGAAGGAGCCUUCGUGUCCGUUUUGAUUCGGUCCGAAAAAUAACUGACCUGAAACGGAUGAACAGACAUCCACCACGUCGACAGGCCGUGUGGCUUAAUUGAAGCAACUGCUCCCUUGACGAUAUGUAUUGAUCCCUUCUAAACAUUUGAAAUGUGAGUAGAUCCAGCUUCAUUUCAUCCUUUCUGCCCGGUGCUGAAGCUCCACUGGGAACGCUGAAGGCCAGACCGCUGGACUGUGUGUGCCCAGCCGGUGCGUUCGGGGCCCCGGGGCCCCGGAGCCGGCCCACUCCCGCUCCGUGUGUCUGCCGUGUGAUCCGAUGUGACACGAAGACGUCCCUGUGCCAGCCUGCCGCUCUGACAGCCAUGACCCCCUCUAACCUGAUUGGACCAGUGACCCCCUGACCCCCAGCCAUAAACAUGGUGCUCAAAUCCACCACGAUUACAUGAAGACCUCUGGACUACUGUAUUAAUAACCUGACAUGGUUGUUAUCCCUCUGCCUCUGUGUCCGUGUCCGCUCUCUGUUUUCCGGCCUCUCUGAACUCAUCACUCGAAUGCGUCGCAGUAACUUGGCGCUUCUUUCUUUUGUGCAUCUUUUCUCUGUUUUCUAUGUUUUUGAUCUCUUUAAAGUUUGAUGAGUAUGACUUCUUGGGUUUGUUCAGACUGUCUUGAUACCUCUGUCCUGAUCAGGUGCACAAUAGCCACAACUACUCAGGCAUCUUUCAUUUCCUCUGCUGUCGAUUGUUCAGCAACGUAGUCCUGAUUCAUGUGUUUGUAUUCCGUUAGCAAGGAGGAACAAUAACGCCACACCGGCAUCCCGUCAUCAUCAACUCCCAUCCACGUGUUUUAAAUGCUGCAGUCUCGUGCUCUAGGAACACAUUGCAAUAACAGGCCUGCUCUGCUCUCCGUUUGAACGUCAUCCCGUCUCAGCAGAUUGUGAGCGACGGCAACAAGAACCAUCUCGGAUUAAUUUGAAAACAAUGUUGUUGCGAGAGAGACAACAACUCCGCUCAGAUCCACAUAUUUAAUGAGAAGAAAACUGUAAAUCAAAGUUAUGUGACAUUUCCGUUGAGUGCUUUGGAGGGCCUAAUUGCUUUAUGACACUUAGAAGGCGCUUGCAGAACUAUAUCCAAAAGCCUUUUCGGUCCAUAGGUUGCACACACUGUGUAAGAGGUCUGUGUCCUAUGUGGUCAUUCAGUAACAAUGUAAUAAUAGCCACUCCGUUUUUGAAGGUAACCAUUAAUCCUAUUUGUCGAGUGUGACUUGCAAAAGUGUUUGUGCAUUCAGACCGUCCUUCUUCACUUCCCUCAGGGACCCUUCACACAACAGUUUAUCUCCUCUGGACAAAGAGUGGAUCUGAGACUUCUCAAUUAUCUAGUCGUCUUUUGUAUGUGGUGUUUCCACGAUGAAAUGGGUCAAUGUGUCUUUUAUCUUCCAAAGUCAUGCCAGUAAGUGAAAGUAUGUGCUCAUCAAUCAUAACCUGCUUAAUGUUACCUGCCGCAUGUGAACGGGCCGACGGCGCGGCUCUGAACAAUAGGAGACGCUCCUAAAUGCAAACGUCAGUGCUGUCUGCUUGGAACGGUGUGUCACCAAUCAUUGAAUAGCCUGUAUACCUCGUCGAAGACACAGCAAUAGGCCCUGAUGCUCUUGUCAAAGCCUGCGGGGGGGUGGAGAGGGAGGAUCGGGGUGGGAACGGAGCCAAGAGGAGAUGGAACGGACAUGACUGGCCGUCUGUUCCAUCUUCAGCUGUAAAUAUGAGUUGAAAUGGAGAGAAUGAAGAAGUCUUUGUUUGUUAAACUAUUUUUAUUGUUCUGAAAAAAUAAAGAAAAAUAAUAAAGAAUGAAUGGUAACGUUCGAUGCUGUUUUUCCUGAUAAAGACCAGGGGGCUUCUUGAAGAUGCAGCCGAUAGGCAGGAGAGCCCGAGAUGAUGCCCUCGGAUCGAUGGGUUGGAGGGACCCUCGGACUGUGAGCAGACGGGAAGGAAAAGACCCACGAAGUGAGUUUGUGAGAGCAGAAGUACGAACAAGACGACUAAAGGGGCGCCAACACGGCUCGCUCUGAUGAUGAGGAGCUGUUGCUUAACCCUUGUGUUGCCUUCGGGUCAUUUUGACCCGAAUCAAUAUUACACCCUCCCCCCGCCUUUGGGUCAUUUUGACCCGAUUCAAUGUUUCACCCUCCUGUUACCUUUAUAUUUACUCACAUAUUUUACCCUUUGGGUUCAAUUUGACGCCAGAAAUUAAAACCUCCAGAAAAUUAUUAGAAUUAAUAUUGUUUUCCAAGUUUAAGUGUGAGGCACUUUAUGUUUGUUUGUUGACUACCGAAAGAACACCGACAUUAAACAUUGAAUGGGGUCAAAUUAAUCCUAAGGCGGGGGGAGGGUGUAAUAUUGAUUCGGGUCAAAAUGACCCUAAGGCAACACAAGGGUUAAGAAAGCUAAAAGAAGCCUUGUAUGAUUAUUAUGGUCUGCAGGUAUAAAGGAGGGAGAUGCUUCAAAUAUGGCUUAGACGUCCACUUCAAAGAUGAACUGUUGGAGAUUUUGGUGGUCUAAAGUCAACGUGGCAUAAGUGACAUCAUACGUGACAUCACGUCUGUGCCAUUCUCGUGAGUCUCAGGAAUGCCUCAAACAUCUUCAAGUGUGUUGCAAACAUCCACUUGCAAUUACAAAAUAUGUUCUCGGCCAUAGGUCAAGAAUUAAUAUGCUAAUUAUGACAAUUUUGUACAAGAAUAAUUUAAAUGAUUUCCACAAACAUGGAUGUAACUUCCAACUUGACUGGUUGGCACGUUUUACCAUGAAUCUUUUUGUAUGACUUCAAAGAACUCGUACACUCUGACUUUUAUAUGACAGACUAUAAUAUGACUUUUAUGAAUUUUCAAAUCACUAUGGGAUUUUUAUUUAAUUGUAAAUGUGGAAACAUUGUACGUAUUUUAAUAUUCUGUACUAUGGAAUUUUAUAUUUGUUAUUGUCACUUUUAAGACAUAAAAAAAUACUUUUAAUUUGUAUGACCAGGCAAGAUGUUUUUUUAUUGACACUUUAAAACGUUUUUUAUGAAAUGCAAUACUUUUUUGAUGGCACUUUUUAUGUAAAAUGUUACUAUGACAUUUUUAUUCUUUUAUAUCUUUCCAACAUGCUUUCGCAUGAUUUUGUUUUUCAUAGUUUUUAGAAUUUUUUUGGACAUACUUUUCUAUGACUUGAAUUUUAUAGCAUGACUUGUUUUUAACAUACUACACCAGGACCUUUUUAGGGCGGACCUCAUGCCUUUAUGACGUACUAUAAUAUCACUUUAUUUGGACAUACUAUACUCAGACCUAUAAAAUGUUUUUUUCAAAAUUCUAUCGUAUGACUUCUUUAAGACAUGCUUAAUUUUAACACAUUGAUACCAUGACCUAGUUAUGAUGCACUAUAAUAUCCCUUUUUUCUAAAUAAUAUACUGGUAUGACUUUUCUUUGACAUAUAACAUACAACAAUGUGACUCUCUGUCAUUUCUUUUGAAAUAACUAUAUAACUUUAUUUCCACAUACUAUCCUAGGAGCUUCCUCAUGACUUACUGUGCUAUUAGUUUUAUUUCGGCAUAUACUAUGAUUUUUCAACAUAAUACAACAGGAUUCAACAUACUAGUCUAUGCAUUAAAAAAAAGAAAUUUCGACAGUCUAAUGUUACUUAUCAUAAACUACAAUCUUGACUUUCUUUUGACAUAAUUUAAAAAGAAAUACUGUACUAUUUAUUCCACUAUAAUGUUAAACUCGUGGUACCAAUACGUCAUAAAAAGUCAAAUUUAUAUCUUACUUUUUUGACGUUAUUAGAAGCACUAUUUAAUUACCCUUUUUCUAAGUACUAUGACUUUACUACAUUUGUUUGUGACUUUUUUCACAUUUUUCAAAAAGAUUUCACAUACAUGACUUCCUCUCCUAAACUUUGACCUACUAUGAUAGGAUUUUUUUGGGACAAACUGACAUUUCUUUUAAGCGGUGACUAUUAGGCGCUUUCUCACCUCACAAAUUUCCAUGGAUCACGAGUAAACCUGGACCGUGGUGGUGCGGCCGCCACGGUCCAUCCUGAUGUCUUUUACCAUUAAUGUUCCCGACACUGUUUUUAUUAUCAUUAUCAUUAAACAUCUACUGUAGCAUCUUA
Messenger RNA from Pseudoliparis swirei, 5997 nucleotides. Its product is annotated as zinc finger protein DPF3-like. The record is from RefSeq and is a predicted model, not a curated record. NCBI's taxonomy places the organism in Eukaryota, Metazoa, Chordata, Actinopteri, Perciformes, Liparidae. Gene Ontology annotation, cellular component: nucleus. The transcript is spliced from 11 exons. Bases 282 to 1172 code for a protein of 296 amino acids.